CGGUCCUCCAAACCAUAGAGUUGGCCGCUCCUCUGAACACGUGACCCCACAGCCGGCUCUGAUUGGCGGGCGGGGCUGCGACGAGAGGAGUUCUCAACCAAUGAGAGCGCGGGGCGGGCUCUGGGUCACGUGAGCGGAAGGGAAGCGGGAGCGUCGCUAUGACGUCGGCGCUGACGCAGGGCCUGGAGCGGGUCCCGGCUCAGGCCGGGUACCUCGUCAUCAGCGACGGCGCCGUGCUGGCCUCCUCGGGGGACCUGGAGAACGACGAGCACACGGCCACGGUGCUGCAGGGGCUGGUGGCCACGGCCCUGGGGCUGCGCCUGCCCCGCGGCCACGAGCCGCCCUUCCGCCGCCUCUCGGUGGUGUUCGGCGAGCACUCCCUCCUCGUCACCGUCUCGGGACAGAAACUCUUCGUGGUCAAGCGCCACCACCACGUCCAGGAGCCGGUGGCCGUGUGAGGAAUGUCCCCAAGUGUCCCCAAGUGUCCCCAGAGGAGGUGGCACCGCCCGUUCCUGUCCCCGCAGUGUCCCCAGGUCCCCCCCGUGGGGACAAUAAACGACGUCCAGGGGUG
Molecule: messenger RNA, 571 nt
Organism: Oenanthe melanoleuca
Lineage: Eukaryota; Metazoa; Chordata; Aves; Passeriformes; Muscicapidae
Gene: LAMTOR4
Product: late endosomal/lysosomal adaptor, MAPK and MTOR activator 4
Exons: 4
Coding region: 159-458 (99 amino acids)
Biological process (GO): positive regulation of TOR signaling; cellular response to amino acid stimulus
Cellular component (GO): Ragulator complex; lysosome
Molecular function (GO): guanyl-nucleotide exchange factor activity
Source: RefSeq, a predicted model, not a curated record